AUGGUUGAUAAAUCCCACAGCUUUAAGAAGUCGUUUUCGUUUAAUUUAAGAAAGAUGUUUGAGAUUCCAGGGAGACAGGCUCAUAGUAUGAUCCUCGAAAGUGGGAAUCCCCGGGAGACUCCUGAUGACAAAUUGUUGUUCAGGAGUCAUGGCGGUGGAAGACCUUUGGAUUCUGCGACUCAACAUAUAGGUAGUGUUUAUAAUCGUUCUUUGGAUAAAGGCCCUGUUUCUCGAUUGACCCAUCAUGAAGGCGGCAAAGCAGGAGGAGGCCCAAAAGAAUCCAGGCCGCCCUCAGAUUUGGAGUUGAUGAAGGAAAGAUUUGCAAAGCUUCUUUUGGGAGAAGAUAUGUCAGGGGGUGGAAAAGGUGUUUCAUCAGCUCUGGCAUUGUCAAAUGCCAUUACAAAUCUUGCUGCUUCUGUAUUUGGGGAACAGAGAAAAUUAGAACCAAUGGCUCCUGAUCGGAAGUUGAGGUGGAAGAAAGAAAUCGAAUGGCUUCUAUCUGUGACGGAUUACAUUGUUGAGUUUGUGCCUUCUCAACAAGUUUCAAAGGAUGGAAAGAGUAUGGAGAUUAUGGUUACUCAACAAAGAAGAGAUCUGCUUAUGGGUAUACCUGCAUUGCGCAAACUCGAUACCAUGCUUAUUGAUUGCCUGGAUAACUUCAGAGAUGAGAAUGAGUUUUGGUAUGUGUCAAAGGAUGCCGAUGAGUCGGAAAAAGGUGUACAAAGAGAUGAUAAAUGGUGGCUGCCAACAGUCAAGGUUCCUCCAGAUGGUUUAUCAGAGGCAUCAAGGAAAAAUCUGCAAACUCAGAAGGAAUGUGUCAACCAAGUACUUAAAGCAUCAAUGGCCAUUAAUGCUCAAAUACUAUCAGAAAUGGAGAUCCCAGAGAACUACAUUGAAUCCCUUCCUAAGAAUGGUAGAGCCAGCCUUGGGGAUUCAGUGUACAAGAAUAUCACGGUUGAGUUCUUCGAUCCUGAACAGUUCCUUUCGACAAUGGACUUGUCAUCGGAACACAAAGUUCUUGAUCUCAAGAACAGAAUCGAGGCAUCUAUCGUGAUUUGGAAGAGAAAGAUGCAUCAGAAGGAUGGGAAGUCUCCCUGGGGUUCAGCUGUGAGCUUGGAGAAGAGGGAGCUCUUUGAAGAAAGAGCAGAAACUAUCUUGCUUCUGCUAAAACAGCGUUUCCCUGGACUUCCUCAAUCCUCUCUUGACAUUAGCAAAAUCCAAUACAACAAAGACGUGGGACAUGCUAUUCUGGAAAGCUAUUCGAGGGUACUAGAAAGCUUGGCGAACACAGUGAUGUCGCGCAUUGAGGAUGUGCUGUAUGCAGAUAGCGUAGCUCUAGAUCCGUCAUUAUUAGUUGCUAAACAGAGGCCAUCUCGAAGUUCUUCACCACGGCUAAGUAACUUCUCAAGUACCGGAGAGGAGACAGAGAGGCUGAGUUCUGUCGGGACACCAACUUCAAUGACACUGUCCGAUUUCAUGGGGUGGAAUGUGGAGCAGGCAGAAUCAGACUUGAAGAAAAUUAGCUCUAUUGGUAAUAUAGACAGUCUGCCUAAGGAAGAAAAUGAGAAGACACUAAGCAAACUUGGUAUAAUUAACAUUGGCAAGAAACUAUCUUACAUUGACAAGGUUGAGUUGAGUUGUCUUAGAAGUCCAACAGCUCGUCAUUAA
Oldenlandia corymbosa var. corymbosa is the source of this 1668-nucleotide messenger RNA. The record is from the annotation of a GenBank genome assembly. NCBI's taxonomy places the organism in Eukaryota, Viridiplantae, Streptophyta, Magnoliopsida, Gentianales, Rubiaceae.